This is a messenger RNA of Aspergillus versicolor CBS 583.65, 2499 nucleotides long. It is a transcript of the gene hscA, whose product is annotated as putative Hsp70 chaperone (HscA). Gene Ontology annotation, molecular function: heat shock protein binding; ATP binding; ATP hydrolysis activity. Bases 398 to 2242 code for a protein of 614 amino acids. Gene Ontology annotation, biological process: protein refolding; vesicle-mediated transport; cellular response to unfolded protein. Lineage: Eukaryota; Fungi; Ascomycota; Eurotiomycetes; Eurotiales; Aspergillaceae. The record is from RefSeq and is a predicted model, not a curated record. The transcript has 7 exons. Gene Ontology annotation, cellular component: cytosol; nucleus; cytoplasm.
GUUCCAAUUCUACUUGAACUUAUUAGCUUUUCCAAUAAUCUCUUGGAAUAAGUACUACUCAGUUUUGGUUCAGUUGGAUGGCGGCACGUUGGCAAGGCAAGCCUGCCGGGCCGAUAAGCUCGUUAAUCGCAGCAGUGAUGGUGGCUUAUCUAAUCCUGUUUCCUUCCGAUAGUUAGCCCCGCCAACCAUAAUUCUGGGUAUCCAACCGAGGACGCGAGGCAAAAAAAAAGUUUCGAAAGUGGGUUAUUUUUUUUGCCCUCCAAAAUUUUACCGCUCCCACUUACAAAGGCUGGAAGCGGAUAUAUAACACCCUCGACUCUACCUUUUUCCCCUUUCAAUUAACCACCCGCCUUUAAAACCUACAUACCCAACACCUUUUACUCCCUCCCCUGUCAAAAUGUCUGACGAGGUUUACGAAGGCGCCAUUGGUAUUGACCUUGGCACAACUUACUCUUGUGUUGCCAACUAUGAGGGCACAAAUGUGGAAAUCAUUGCCAAUGAACAGGGUAGCUACACAACUCCCUCUUUCGUGUCUUUCACCGAUAAGGAGCGUUUGAUUGGCGAGGCGGCGAAGAAUCAGGCGGCCAUGAACCCCCAGAACACCAUCUUCGAUAUCAAACGUCUCAUUGGCCGACGCUAUGAGGACCCUAUCGUCAAGAAGGACGUUGAGUCUUGGCCCUUCAAGGUUGUUGACCAGGGUGGAAACCCUGUUGUGGAAGUCGAGUACCUCGAAGAGACCAAGACUUUCACUCCCCAAGAAAUCUCAUCCAUGGUUCUGAUGAAGAUGAAAGAAGUCGCUGAGACUAAACUCGGGAAAAAGGUUGAGAAGGCUGUCAUUACCGUCCCAGCCUACUUCAACGACAACCAGCGUCAGGCUACUAAGGAUGCUGGUGCCAUCUCUGGUCUCAAUGUUCUCCGUAUCAUCAACGAACCUACCGCCGCUGCUAUUGCCUAUGGUCUGGGCUCUGGAAAGUCUGAGAAGGAGCGUAAUGUUCUGAUUUACGAUCUUGGCGGUGGUACCUUCGAUGUCAGCUUGCUGAACAUCCAAGGUGGAGUUUUCACGGUCAAGGCGACUGCUGGUGAUACCCACCUUGGUGGUCAGGACUUUGACACGAACCUUCUUGAGCACUUCAAGAAGGAAUUCCAGAAGAAGACUGGCAAGGACCUUUCUGGUGAUGCAAGGGCUCUGCGUCGUCUAAGAACCGCCUGUGAGCGUGCCAAGCGCACUCUCUCCAACGCGACUCAGACCACUGUCGAAAUUGACUCAUUAUUCGAUGGUGAGGAUUUCAACACCUCUAUCACUCGUGCUCGCUUUGAGGAUCUCAAUGCCAAGUCAUUCUCUGGCACUCUUGAGCCAGUUCAGCAGGUCCUGAAGGAUUCUGGUCUCGGAAAGGAACAAGUUGAUGAGAUUGUGCUCGUUGGUGGUUCUACCCGUAUUCCUCGCAUCCAGAAGCUGCUGAGCGACUUCUUCGGCGGUAAGAAGCUAGAGAAGAGUAUCAACCCCGAUGAGGCUGUUGCUUAUGGUGCUGCCGUUCAGGCUGGUAUUCUUUCUGGAAAGGCUACUUCCGCUGAAACCCAGGAUCUUCUCCUCCUGGAUGUUGUUCCUCUUUCUCUUGGUGUUGCUAUGGAGGGCAACAUCUUCGCUCCCGUGGUUUCCCGUGGUCAGACUGUCCCCACCAUCAAAAAGCGUACUUUCACCACUGUGGUGGAUAACCAGACCACUGUGCAGUUCCCUGUGUUCCAAGGUGAGCGUACUAACUGCGCCGACAACACCUCUCUGGGCGAGUUCACCUUGGCUCCCAUUCCGCCUAUGAGAGCUGGAGAAGCUGCUCUGGAGUGUGUUUUUGAGGUCGACGUCAACGGUAUCCUCAAGGUCACUGCCACAGAGAAGUCCUCCGGCCGCAGUGCAAACAUUACUAUCUCUAACGCUGUCGGCAAACUUUCUACCACUGAGAUUGAGCAGAUGAUUGACGAUGCUGCCAAGUUUAAGACUAGCGAUGAGGCCUUCACCAAGCGAUUCGAAUCCCGGCAACAGCUCGAGUCGUACAUCUCCCGCGUUGAGGAGAUCGUCUCUGACCCCACCAUGUCGAUGAAGCUUAAGCGUGGUAACAGAGAGAAGAUCGAGUCCGCACUCAGCGAUGCUAUGGCACAGCUUGAGGUCGAGGAUUCGACCCCAGACGACCUGAAGAAGAAGGAGUUGGCUCUCAAGAGACUCAUUACCAAGGCUAUGGCUACGCGGUAAAGGUCGAAUUUAUGGCGGCAUGACUUGAUACUUGCGAGUUGGACAUAGUAAGAAUUCCGGGCUGGAAUUACUUGGCAUGGGUUGGGGGAAUGAUCGUUAUCAAAAGUAUCUUCUAGAUUUUAUACAUGAGGGUAGCUUGGAGCUUUAAUGAUUACGACGAGUCUGUCAAUAAAAUGAAAAUAUAUGUAGACUCUUUGCAACUGCAUCUUCUAAGAUAUCCAAAAUAUUGUAGCUAGCUAUACGGGAGGGAGUCUUGA